This is a messenger RNA of Hemicordylus capensis (graceful crag lizard), 3912 nucleotides long. It is a transcript of the gene DPH7, whose product is annotated as diphthamide biosynthesis 7. NCBI's taxonomy places the organism in Eukaryota, Metazoa, Chordata, Lepidosauria, Squamata, Cordylidae. The record is from RefSeq and is a predicted model, not a curated record. Gene Ontology annotation, molecular function: protein binding. The transcript is spliced from 10 exons. The coding region runs from base 577 to 1959 and encodes 460 amino acids.
GCUGCUGCUGCGCCUCCGUCCGUGCGUAAAGAAGAGAAGCGCAGGGCGCAGGGCGCUUUCGCCAGCAACCGGCGCGCGCUCUCCCAGCGGCAGGGAGCGAGGCCCGCCGGCUUCUCCUCCCGGAGGGGGCCCGCCUGGCAUUCGCCUGGCCGCCGGAGCGUCCUGGGGACGCAGAGCGGGACGUGGCCGGCGGGGCGGCUGGUAGCCCGCCGCCCCAGGAGCGCUUCAGAGCGCGGAGCAGCCUCGCCCGCCCCGGGCCAGGCAGGCGAGGAGGGCCGCCCAAGGGGAGACCCCCCCUCCUCUCCCCUCGCCCCCCGCCCCCCCUUCUCCCAGCCCCCCCGGCCUUGAAAGCAACGUGGCUCCCGCUCUCCAGAGGCCGCGCGGAGCAGGGAGGGAGCGAGAGGCAGGCGGCGCCGGGGAGGACCUGGGCCGCCCCAGACCCGGCGGGCGGGCGGGCGGAGCCUGGAAGCCCGGGCCGGCCUCUUCCUCCUGCCGCUCCCGGCGGCUUCCUCUCCAGAGCGGCGGCCUCGGCUUAUCCUCGCCUCUCUCCGGGCCUGAGCAUGAGUGGGCUCUGAGAUGGCCUUCCAGUGCAAGAUGCAGACCAUGCAAGUGGUCGACACCGAGUACAGUGCCGACGCCGUGGAGUGGUGCCCCGUCGAGGGCUGGCACGACAUCCUGGCGUGUGGCACCUACCAGCUGAAGAAACCGGACUGCAAACCGGGCAAGAGCCCCGAGGAGAGUGACCGACCCCAUGUCCGCCUGGGCCGCCUCUACCUGUAUCACUUUGAAGAACAGAUCUUUGUGCCGCUGACUGAGAUCCAGAGGCUAGAAAUGGCUGCCGUGUUGGACAUGAAAUGGUGCCACGUUCCUAUUGCAGAACUUCCUGUUUUAAGUAUUGCGAACGCCAAGGGCGGAGUAGAACUCUUCCGCUUGACAGGAACUGAGAAGAGCUGCCGGCUGGAGCCGCUGUGCGUUGCUACCCUCGGAGAGGAAGGCCUCGCCUUGUCUCUGGAUUGGUCCACGGGACGAGAGCAGUGCGGGCGCCCACUGCGACUGGUCUGCAGCGACUCCAAAGGGCGGCUGAGCUUGCUGGCUGUCGGCGCCUCUGCCACCUCUGUCGACGUCCUGGAGCAGUGGAAAGCGCAUGACUUUGAGGCCUGGAUUGCUGCUUUUGACUACUGGAACACACACGUGGUGUACUCAGGUGGGGACGACUGCAAACUACGGGGCUGGGAUACCCGAAUCGACCCAAAGGCUCCCAUCUUCACGAGAGAGAGGCAUUCCAUGGGGGUGUGCAGCAUCCAGAGCCACCCACUCCGGGAGAAUCUGCUGGCCACUGGGAGCUAUGAUGAACACGUCUUGCUGUGGGACACCCGGAAUAUGAGGGAGCCGCUGGCAGACACCCCCGUGCAGGGCGGCGUUUGGCGGCUGAAGUGGCACCCCACGCAGGAACACUUGCUCCUGGCAGCCUGCAUGCACGACGGCUUCAAGAUCCUCAACUGCCCCGGCAGCUCAGAGAGCAAAGAGAAAUGCACUGUCCUUUCUUCCUACGUCUUACACAACUCUUUGGCGUACGGAGCGGAUUGGUCAAGGCUCCCGCCGAGGGACUCCUUCUCGCCGUCGGCAGAGAUGCCAGAGGAGGGCCAUGCAAACCGAGAAGCUGAGAGAGUGGACCUUGCCGUCCCGCACUUCAAGAUCAUUUACGAAUCCCCAACAGCCACCUUUGAUGUGUUUGUAGAUGAGGAGGAUGAGACCCUGACCUCCGCAGCGCAAGAGGAAAGUAGCUUUGACCCUCGGGGGCCUUGUCCAGCUGGAGAGGAGCCAGACACCAAAGCACGCGAGGAAACCCCGUCGGCAGAAUUCCAAAGAGAGGCCAGCCUCCUGGCAACCUGUUCCUUUUACGACAACGUGCUGCACCUUUGGAAGUGGGAAGCUAGCUGGGCUAUCCCUUCGGCCUAAAUACAGGCUGCUUAACCUUGGUGCCCCAGCUGCUGGGGACUACAACUCCCCUCAGCCCCGGCCUUUGUGGCUGAGGGUGAUGGGAGCUGUAGUCCAGCAGCAGCUGGGGAACCAGGGUUAAGCAACCCGGCCUCAAUGCAUCACCAGCAUGGCUGCUGCGGUAAAGUUGCGGCUGGCCUCUCUCUCUCUCUCUCCUUGGCAGUGUUUUAGCACUAGGGUGGGCAAGGCAGAGACCACUUUAGGGGCGAGAUGCCCACAGUGCUGGUCUCUCGUUGCCUUCCUUACCCCAGGUUUCCAGCUUUACUGUCCUGGCUGUCUUUGGCUCAGAGAGCUCUGAAGACUCCUUGGACACUUCAGGGAUAUGUUUAAAAACCCAUUCCUUGCUGCAGCCCUGGAAGUUGCAGCUGCACUCAAUAGUAUUCAUUCUAGCAUCCCAUUUCAAGGGGGCAAUUGCUUUCCUGGCACGGGCCUAUUGGGGGACUGACAUCCACGGGAAUCAAGUCAGGUUCUCAUUCCACCAGACUGCAUAGGCACAGAUAACCCAGAUAAGGUUGGGGUUUCUGAUUUUUCCGUGCGUUUGACACAGUAGACUGGAGAAGAGCAAAAAUGCUCUGUUACCCAUACUGCUCAUUUCUACUUGCCAUGAGAAACCAACCCCUUCACUUCUCUUUGCUCUGUGUGAAGACCUGGGCUCAGUGUCUGUCCUGCAGCAAGGACAGCCAGCCCCAUGACUAGCCCCACUUCUGUUGGGGAUUUAGCUUUUCCGAGUUACCUUUUUUUCCAAUCGCCAGCUUAAGGAGGUUGGCAGUUGGCAGCCCGUGUGUGGCAGAAGUUUUCCUUAUUGCUCAGUGGCCACCUUGUGGCUAAAAGGAGACAGUUUUCCUCUAGCCAAACACCGGAGAAAGGAGGGGAGACACCAAGGCAGCACUGCCGCCUCCUUUCUAUAAACUACCUCUCUCUUGCUGAGGGUCCUGUGGCUUUAAGCCUCUGCUUCCUUUCCUGUGACUCCUGGGGCACAGCUAGUAGACGAGCUGACCAGCUGGCACCUGCACAGGGCUUCUCAGAGUCCUCUUACUCCCAAUCUCACAGAAGGGAAGAACACCAGCAACCAUCAGUAUUAAUGGGGAGGAUAUUUGUACUUUCCUGGAACCUAGCCAUGGACCAUUCCUCAGGGCUGCAGAGAUUGUUGCUGACGGGCACGCUUGUGAUGGGAGACGCUGCCGUCAUGUCUCCAAAGUACGUACAAAUAACGCACAUGAUUGUGAACAAGAUUACCACUUGUUUAAUAAAAGAUAUCUAUUUUGGACCUUUCUAGAACAAAACAACAUGUGACUGCUUUUUUGCUUACAGCUGUCCAUGGUUCUGAAUUUUAGUUUUCCUUUGGGUGUGGACUUACAGCAGAGGGGCUCUCUUUCACCUAGCAAAAAGAACCCACAUACCUGUUAAUAUCAAGUUGGGUUUAGUUCUUUACUGGCCGUAAACUGUACUGUGAGCCACUGGUGUAGCUGGUAUAACUGCAGCUACAAGAAGCAUCAUGGUCUAAGUCCCACUUCUAAUGAGGGAGAGGGUAGACCAGCUGUUCAAAGUACAUGAGCCCUGGUAUCCCAACCACUAGCAGCUUACAACAAGCCAGGGAAAUGCCAAAGGAGGCAGCUCAGGUGCCUCUCCCCCAUUCCACUCGAGAGGACACUGCCUGCAGGCUGGUGACUUGUCAGGUAGAGUUGCACAGUUAACUGUGCAGCUUUACCUGAUGAAUGGCCAGCCUGCAGGCAAUAUGGUUCUCAGCUGUGGGGAGAUGAGAGAGGAACAACUCGAGCUUCCGCCUUUGUUUGGCCGAACCAACUGUAAAUGUAAAGCUGAAACAAUCCCUCGUAAUGCAUCCAUCUGAAUUCUGAAAACUACUCUGUUAAGAGCCAGCCCUCUAGUAAGAACUUCCACUGGAGCCUCUAGAGU